Penicillium daleae is the source of this 2058-nucleotide messenger RNA. RefSeq names its product Zn(II)2Cys6 transcription factor. The coding region runs from base 1 to 2058 and encodes 685 amino acids. The record is from RefSeq and is a predicted model, not a curated record. Gene Ontology annotation, cellular component: nucleus. NCBI's taxonomy places the organism in Eukaryota, Fungi, Ascomycota, Eurotiomycetes, Eurotiales, Aspergillaceae. Gene Ontology annotation, molecular function: DNA-binding transcription factor activity, RNA polymerase II-specific; zinc ion binding; RNA polymerase II cis-regulatory region sequence-specific DNA binding. The transcript has 5 exons. Gene Ontology annotation, biological process: DNA-templated transcription; positive regulation of transcription from RNA polymerase II promoter by galactose.
AUGGGGCGUCCAAAGGUCCUUCCAGCGAACCGCUUGCGGGCCAAUACCGCCUGUACAGCCUGUCGAGCGUCUAAGAAACGAUGCAGCGGCUCGUUCCCUUGCACCAACUGCAUUCACAAGGGUCGGGGUCACACUUGUAUCCCAUUUAAAUCGAUAUCAGCCACGGAGUCUCGUAGUCGCCGUGAAUCGACCAUCUCGAGACAACCCUUGGAAAAUAUUCCAGAGACAUGGAGUGAGAUCAACGCCAAUUUGCGGAGUCCUCAAUCGUCGCAGAUCCAAGAUGCUAGUCCCUCCGACCGACACAUCGAGCGCCCACUCGAAGCGGGUUCGCGAUCGCCUGAAGCAACGCAUCGAACUCACCCUCGCAUGUUACGGAACCUCCAAGGAGAGAGAGUAUACGUUGGCAAGGCUGCCUCGCUGUCCUUUCUCCAACUCCUUCGCGAAACGGUGACUCAACAUAUCGGGCCUUCACAGUUCUCGCACAAUUACAAAAGCGAGGAUAUGCUGGAGACGGAAGCUCAUCACGAUCCACUGAAUUUCUCGGAAGAAGACUGUAGUAUCGAGGCUAAACGCCGCUUCAUACAGACAUUCUCCAUUGCGACGAGUGGAUUCAUCUAUCUGGGAUGCGAUACAGAUGCGCUACUCUCCGAUCAGACAGAGCCGAAGACCAGCCGCGAAGAGAUUCAUGCAGCCAUCCGCGAUCUGAUGAUCGCCAUCGGGGCCCAGUCAUGUCCUGACGAGCCUGAGAUUGUCCAGAUAGAGCAAUUCUUUGUUGAGCGUGGCCAGCGCAGAGCGUUUGCCAACAUGCUCGAGGACCCCAGCUUAGAUUUGGUGCGGGUGUUUCUGUUGCUAUCGUUUUACAUGUUUGGAGCGUGCCGUCGAAACGCCGCUUUCAUGUAUCUGGGUGUAGCCGCUCGGGCAGCGGUUGCACUGGGUCUUCAUGUAGACUCCUCGGGAUCUCUAAGCCGAGUCGAACAGAAAGAUAGAUCACGACUCUGGACGAGUCUAUGUAUAAUCGAUCUCCUGGCGAGCUCGAUUCUCGGCCGACCCGCGGCUACCGCAGGUCUACUGCCCGGAAGUCGCAGAGAUCUUGAUUCGAUAGAAUCUACACCUGUUGAAGUGGGCUUAGUUGCUUCAUAUCAGCUAUCUUUGAUUGUCGAUGAGAUCACCAGCCGUCUAUACAGUGAAAAGGCUGCUUCUGCCGAGACGGCAGGCCUGCUCCUAGCAAAGCUGAACCGCUGGAGCGACCAAUUACCAGAAUGUCUACGAACGCCAUCUGAAAGUGAAGAACCCGAUGCCGCGCAGGAACGCGUCAUUGGAAACAUGCACGUUGCAUGCUCUUAUCAUUUUGCAGUGAUUCUCGUGACUCGACCUUUUCUCAUUUCCACCCUGAGUGUGCGGCUGGCCCGACUGCACCAGGCCUUUUCCUCUGAUGGACUCAGCGAACCUUUGGAGGAAGAUCCGGCCCAUUCAAGUCUGGCAGCGGCAUGUAUUGACUCGGCGGUCUACAUGCUCCAGACAUGUAAAGAGAUCCAUCAAUCCGAAUUGCUUCUCCGGCAGAUGUCUCUUCUCAAAGCCUUUGUAUUUGCCGCAGCUUUAGUCCUGGGCUUUUCAAUGUUCUCCCACCGCGACGUUGAUACCGAGAUUGACAAUGCGUUCUCCGGCGCUCUAUCCAUCUUGCAAAUGCUGGCGCAGCAAUCCGCCCAAGCUGCCCACUACCUGGAGAUUCUAACUUUACUCGAAGGGGCCGUCACACAGCAACGACAGCGUCUAUCCGCGCAAGCACGUCAACGACGAAGUCAGUACGUUAGUCGAAUCUUCAGUCUGAGUGAUACCCCGUCGAUACCCCGUAUGCAGAGUGUGGAUAACAGCAGAGGGGCUAGCACGACGCCACUACUUGUACAAGGUGGCCCGUUUUACCCGUGGAUUCCCAAUGAUGAGGGAGCCGCUAUUGCGACGCCGCCGAUGAUGGACGGGGCGUUUUUGGAUUGGGAAGGGAUGGAUUUGCCGCUGUGGGAUAGUUUCCCUUUUACAGAGCCGGGCUCAUCGGCUUUGUGA